This is a messenger RNA of Lycium barbarum (goji berry), 629 nucleotides long. RefSeq names its product ubiquitin-ribosomal protein eL40 fusion protein. Gene Ontology annotation, biological process: protein ubiquitination; modification-dependent protein catabolic process; translation. The record is from RefSeq and is a predicted model, not a curated record. Bases 55 to 441 code for a protein of 128 amino acids. Lineage: Eukaryota; Viridiplantae; Streptophyta; Magnoliopsida; Solanales; Solanaceae. Gene Ontology annotation, molecular function: ubiquitin protein ligase binding; structural constituent of ribosome; protein tag activity. The transcript has 5 exons. Gene Ontology annotation, cellular component: nucleus; cytoplasm; ribosome.
UACAUAUAAAAAUCUCUUUCAGCUGUGCGCACAUGCGUUAAGUUGGUCGCCAAAAUGCAGAUAUUCGUGAAAACUCUCACCGGUAAAACAAUAACUCUUGAAGUUGAAUCAAGUGAUACUAUCGAUAAUGUUAAGGCCAAAAUACAAGACAAGGAAGGAAUUCCACCGGACCAGCAAAGGUUGAUAUUUGCUGGUAAGCAGCUUGAGGAUGGACGCACUUUGGCUGACUAUAAUAUUCAGAAAGAAUCAACUCUACAUCUGGUGUUGAGGCUUCGUGGUGGAAUCAUUGAACCAUCGUUGAUGGCUUUGGCAAGGAAAUACAAUCAGGACAAGAUGAUAUGCCGCAAGUGCUAUGCUCGGUUGCAUCCUCGUGCUGUGAACUGUCGCAAGAAGAAGUGCGGACACAGCAACCAGUUGAGGCCUAAAAAGAAGAUCAAGUAGAUGCUGAAUUCCUAUUGUUGCCGACUUGUAGUUGCUUGGAUUUUCUUAUAAAAGGAAAUUGUACUUUGAAUUUAUUGUUGGGUUUCCUGUUCUUUUUACCCUUGAAGAUUAAUUUACCUGUAUUUGGGGGGAAUAUGAAGAAUAUUUGCUAUUUUCAUAGUUCUUAAAGGUGCCCAACUCUUUAUCAA